Messenger RNA from Coregonus sp. 'balchen', 2002 nucleotides. NCBI's taxonomy places the organism in Eukaryota, Metazoa, Chordata, Actinopteri, Salmoniformes, Salmonidae. The record is from the annotation of a GenBank genome assembly.
AUGUUCAGAUUGCAUGUUCCUUUCUCGAUCUCUUCAUCAGGUCCUAGUGAGAACCUUACAGAAACAGAUGGGUAUUUCUGCAGGUAACUAUUAGUAAUAAUAUUACUUAUUACGUUGUUAUAAAUGACUUGAAUGUAAUAAACAUGUGGUUGAAAUAAGUUCAUGUAUGUUGGCAGUUGAAGUGAACAGAUAGUUCCUCAUUUUUUGUGGUAACAGAUAGGAAAUCGACACUUUCUGUUAACAAAUGUCUCUCAUUCAGCUACACCCACUAUAACAAGGUAAUGGUAUUUACAGUGGAGCAUGGUUUUUUCUUUCAGCAGUUCUUUCUCUAUGGACCCUGCGGAGGAGUAUAAGAUGGACCACAAGCGGCGAGGCAUGGCUCUCAUCUUCAACCAGGAGCGCUUCUUCUGGCGUCUGGGGAUGCAUGAACCGCAACGGGACCAAUGCUGACCGCUACAACCUGGUCAAAAGGUAUACAUGGCAUCAGAUAUGACCAUGCUUUAUAACUCCCUAUAGACCGGUUCAGUCAACUGUAGUGCUGAUGUAAUUGUUUAAAAAGUUCAUGCCUAAACAUGUUUGACACUAGAUUUUUCUGAUUCAGAUUUCAGGACUUGAACUUUGAAGUGCAGGCCUAUGAUAAUCUGAAGGUGGAGGAAGUUCUGGAUAAAAUCAGUGAGGGUAAGCAGCACUUCAAGUCAUUCGAUACCACCUCAAAUAAUCAGCUUAACAUUCAUUCCACAGUGUAUCAGUCACAGUCAGUAUUAUACUUCAGAAUAAUAAAUCAUACGUCUGAUAUUCUAUAGCUGCUGAGGACAACCAUGCAGAUGCAGACUGCUUCGUGUGCGUCUUUCUGAGCCACGGAGAGAGCAACUACGUCUAUGCUUACGACGACAAGAUCUCCAUCCAGGACAUCACUGCCCUGUUCAAAGGAGACAAGUGUAAGAGCCUGGUGGGCAAGCCUAAGAUCUUCAUACUGCAGGUAAACAGUCAGAUGAUGCCUUUGAAUAGAACCAUUUUAGAUGGAAACCUUUUACAUUCAGUACUGUUGACUCAUAGACCAAUAUCUGAUGCGUGGGGGCCGGUGAAGGCAAAUCUUCCUCAGACGCCAUACUAUUAUUUUCCAUUCUAUUUGUAAAAAUUUGAUCCACAUAACCAAAAAUAUAUACUGCUAAAUCAAAACAAAUUCUAUAUAACACGACCAUCAUAUUAAUUGACGUUUUGACUGUUUUAUGUUUCUGAUUUGAUUGACACCGACAGGCGUGCCGUGGGGAGAAACAUGACGAACCAGUGACCCCCAUGGACGUGGUGGACAGCGAAGUAAAGACCAACGAGGUGGUGGUGGACGCUGGGGUGGUCUACACCCUCCCUGCUGGCGCUGACUUCAUCAUGUGCUACUCUGUGGCUGAAGGUGAGGAAGACAUGGCACAGCUGAGAUAGUCCAUUACCAAAAACCAAAAUAAAUACUAUAAAAAUUGUGGUUGUAAAUGAGGAUAGAUGCAUAGGCCAGUGAUGCAGAGAGAAUAAAGACAUCAAUUCAUUAUUUUAAUUCCUUAUCAACAGACUCCGUUACUAUUUUGUACCCAACUCCUUCUUACUGUAACUUGUAUACAGUUAUGCUGUUUAGACAAUAUCCAAAAUAACUGCUUCCUUGUGUUAGUGUUAUGGCGUUUGAUCACUUGAUUAUGUUUUGCUUCUCACUUGGAUUAAUGGAAUUCAGAUCUAACUGACAUACACGUACCCUGUCUCCCUGUGUGUUUGUGCAGGUUACUAUUCCCACCGCGAGACGAUCAAUGGCUCCUGGUACAUCCAGGACCUGUGUGGGGCCGUCUGCAAGUUCGGGGAUUCCCUGGAGUUCACGGAGCUCCUGACCCUGGUCAACAGGAAGGUGUCCAUGAGGAGCGUCGGGAAUUGUAACGACCGGACCGCCAUCGGGAAGAAACAGGUCCCCUGCUUCGCUUCCAUGCUCACCAAGAAGCUCUACUUCCGACCCAAGAAGCAGUAA